Molecule: messenger RNA, 1239 nt
Organism: Prinia subflava (tawny-flanked prinia)
Lineage: Eukaryota; Metazoa; Chordata; Aves; Passeriformes; Cisticolidae
Product: PHD finger protein 7-like
Exons: 7
Coding region: 1-1239 (412 amino acids)
Cellular component (GO): nucleus
Source: RefSeq, a predicted model, not a curated record
AUGCAGCCGCCUGUGGGACAAAGUCUGGCUCCCAGCAGCUCCACAGAGGCUCUGGCACAGGAGCCUCCUCCACCAGGCGCCUCUGUGGGCUCAGACCCAGCAGUGGCCACAUCCUGCGCCCUGCCCGGAGCUGUGGGGCUGCCUGGGGGGGCCCCGAGGCCGCUGCUGAUGGAGCUGCUUGGCUCUCGGCAGCGCUGCUGUGUCUGCGGCCAGAGCGGGGCCACCAUCAUGUGCUGCGAGGAAAACUGUGACAGAUGGUUCCACCUGCCCUGUGCCAAGGAAGGCGGCUGUGUCACUCAAUAUAUUUCAAAUUAUAGCUCCUACUGCUCUGAGCACCGUCCAGAGCAGGACGUGCAGGAGACUCCAGAGCCAGACACCAAAUGCCCCAUCUGCCUGGAGCCUGUGGAGGAUAGAAAGACCUUCACCACCAUGGUGUGCCCAGCGUGCAAAAGGGCCUGGUUCCACAGGGACUGCAUCCAGGGACAGGCCAUGCGCUCUGGUCUUUUAUGCCUCCAUUGCCCCCUCUGCAGAGACCUACAAGAAUUUCUUGUACAUAUGUUCAUCAUGGGGAUCCGCGUCCCCUUCAGACUGCCAACAUGGGAGGACAACGAUGCCUUUGCCGACCUAGAAGAGAGGCACAGCUGGUGCAAUGCCAGGAAAUGCCUUUACCCAGGAGGCAGGGAGCAAGCAGAGGAAGAGGGGCCCUGGGAACUGCUCCUAUGUUCCUCCUGUGCUGCUGAAGGCACCCACAGGCGCUGCUCUGGCCUGACAGCAAAGAGAACUAGUUGGGAGUGUGACAGCUGUGCUGGUCUUGGCACAGCCCCCAGGGAUGUGCCAGAGAUCAAUGGCUGCAGCCUGGCUGGACAGUCACGACUGGGGCCUUCUCACAGUUCUCCAGAAUCAGAGGACGGCAGUUCCAGCUCCUCCAGCCCGGGGCCAUCAGGUCUGGCUCCCCAAACUUUGCCUCUAGAGACCCACAGCCGCAGCAGACGCCGACGUGCAGCAUCACAGCAGUUGCUGCCAUAUUCCUCUCGGAAGAGCAGAAGCCGCAGCGCACACAGGGAGGCAACACCAGGGUCAGAAAACCGUAGAUCCUCAGACCCUGAGCACAGGGUCCGUUCCAGAUGUGCUGGGCCUGACUGCAGGCGAAACCGCUCUCGCCAGCAAGCGUCGGGCCUCGAGCCCAUCUGCCCGGUCCAGGCGUCGCCAGGACAGGAGCAGGAGGACAGCAAGUGCUGA